Messenger RNA from Hypomesus transpacificus, 3321 nucleotides. RefSeq names its product transcription elongation regulator 1b (CA150) (gene tcerg1b). The record is from RefSeq and is a predicted model, not a curated record. Lineage: Eukaryota; Metazoa; Chordata; Actinopteri; Osmeriformes; Osmeridae. The coding region runs from base 32 to 3064 and encodes 1010 amino acids. Gene Ontology annotation, cellular component: nucleus. The transcript has 21 exons. Gene Ontology annotation, molecular function: RNA polymerase binding; transcription coregulator activity.
ACCUGCGAGAGUCAUCACAUUUUUUCCUAUAAUGGCGGACCAGGCAGACAGCGACAGUAUUGGGUUCAACGACAACAGGAUGGCGCAGCAGCAGACGCUGCGCUUUCGUGGCCCUGCUCCUCCGCCGAGUUCCGUGCUCCGGGGGCCUCCCCCGCUCCUCAGACCCCCGCCCCCGCCCUUUGGUAUGAUGCGGGGGCCCCCGCCGCGACCCCCUUUUGGACGUCCACCGUUCGACCCAAACAUGCCGCCUAUCCCCCCGCCUGGAGGCAUGCCCCCGCCGCUAGCACCCCCGCACCUACAGAGACCCCCCUUCAUGCCCCCCCCCAUGGGCAGCAUGCCGCCCCCUCCAGGACUGAUGUUCCCCCCCGGCAUGCCCCCGGUUCCAGUCUCUGGAGCCCCCCCCCUCAACCCAGCAGAGGAGAUCUGGGUGGAGAACAAGACACCUGAGGGCAAGGUAUACUACUACAAUGCCAGGACCAGAGAGUCGGUCUGGACCAAGCCAGAGGGGGUGAAGGUGAUCCAGCAGGCUGAACUCAACCCUCUGAUGGUGGGGCAGCCUGGGGGGGGCGGGGGGCCCACCGGCGGGGGUCCAACGGCCAGUGCUGCAUCUGCCAGUCCCGCCUCCAGCCAGGCCCCCUCGCCCUCCCGCACACACACCUCCAGCCCUGACACCAGCUCCACCACCUCUGUGUCCAUCGCCACUUCUGCUGUUGCAGACCUGCCCCAAGUUGCUACGGCGACUUCCAGCGUGGGUGUGACCCCUGUGGUGGUGAGCGUUGCCACAGUACCAGCGUCGGUGACGUCGGUGCAGACUAUGUCUCUGUUGCCCCAGAGCCUGCCCCACGCCCUGCCCCAGCCUACCACCACCAUUCCAGCCUUCCCCCCCGUCAUGGUGCCCCCCUUCAGGGUGCCACUGCCGGGCAUGCACAUCCCUCUGCCUGGUGUAGCUAUGGUCCAGCUAGUGGAAGGGUCGUAUUUAAAGACAGUCUCGCCAGGCCACAACGGGAUGCUUCCGGGCAUGGCUCCGCCCCUAGUGCCCAUGAUGCACCCCCAGCUGGCCUUAGCCGCCCCCGGCUCGCUGGCCGGCGCCUCCUUGGCCGGUUCCCUGCAACUUCAUGAGUGGUCGGAGUACAAGACUGCGGACGGGAAGACGUACUACUACAACAACCGCACACUGGAGUCCACCUGGGAGAAACCUCAGGACCUGAGGGACAAAGAAAAAGAGGCGAAGGAGGCAAAGGAGAGGCUGGCUCUGGAGGAAGAGGCCAUGGAGAUGGAGGAGGAGGACGCCAAGGCUGAGCAGGCCAGCCUGGCCAGGGAGGAGCAGAAGGAGGAAGAGAUGACGGAGGAAGAAAAGGCAGCUCAGAAGGCCAAGCCUGUGGCCACCAACCCCAUCCCUGGCACACCCUGGUGCGUGGUGUGGACGGGAGAUGACCGCGUGUUCUUCUACAACCCGACCACGCGCCUCUCCAUGUGGGACCGGCCCGAGGAGCUGGUGGGCCGGGCCGACGUGGACAAGAACAUCCAAGAGCCUCCUCACAAGAGAGGGCUGGAGGACAGCCGCAAGCUGGGUAUCAGUAAGGAGGAGCUUGAGGCGGCAGCAGAGGAGGUCCUGGAGGAGGAGCCUGUCAAGGCCAAGAAGAGGAAGAAGGAGGCAGAGUCUGUGAAGGAGGCGGAGUCGGAGAAGGAGGCAGCGAUGGAGGCGGAGCUUCGUGCGGCCCGCGAGCGUGCGGUGGUGCCUCUGGAAGCUCGGAUGGGCCAGUUCCGAGACAUGCUGCUGGAGAGAGGGGUGUCAGCCUUCUCCACCUGGGAAAAGGAGCUGCACAAGAUCGUGUUUGACCCUCGCUACCUCCUGCUUAACCCCAAGGAGAGGAAGCAGGUGUUUGACCAGUAUGUGAAGACGCGUGCCGAGGAGGAGAGGAAGGAGAAGAAGAACAAACUGAUGCAGGCCAAGGAUGAGUUCCGGAAGAUGAUGGAGGACGCCAAGCUGACCGCCAGGACCACGUUCAGUGAGUUUGCGUCCCGGCAUGCCAGAGACUCCAGGUUCAAGGCCAUAGAGAAGAUGAAGGAGAGGGAGGCCAUCUUUACUGAGUUCAUGACCGCUCUGAGGAAGAGAGAGAAGGAGGACUCCAAGACCCGGGGCGAGAAGGUGAAGCUGGACUUCCUGGUGCUGCUGGAGGAGCAGCAUGUGGAGGGGGGUCAGCGCUGGAGACAGGUGAAGGAGCGCCUGGAGGGAGACCCUCGCUACAAGGCUGUAGACAGCUCCAACCUGAGAGAGGAGCUCUACAAACACUACCUGGACAAACAGGCCAAGAGCAUGGACGGGGAUAAGGAGCGGGAGCUGGAGCGGCAGGCGCGCGUGGAGGCCAGCCUGAGGGAGAGGGAGAGGGAGGUUCAGAAGGCACGCUCCGAGCAGACCAAGGAGAUCGACCGGGAGAGGGAGCAGCACAAGAGAGAGGAGGCCAUCCAGGCCUUCAGAGCCCUCAUGUCAGACAUGGUGCGUUCGUCGGACGCGUCGUGGUCAGACACGCGCCGUAACCUGCGUAAGGACCACCGCUGGGAGUGUGCCUCCCUGCUGGAGAGAGACGAGAAGGAGAAGCUGUUCAACGAGCACGUGGAAGCACUCACCAAGAAGAAGAAGGAGCACUUCAGACAGCUGCUGGACGAGACCAUCAUGAUCACCCUGACCACGUCCUGGAAGGAGGUGAAGAAGAUCAUCAAGGAGGACCCUCGCUGCAUCAAGUUUUCCAGCAGUGACCGGAAGAAGCAGAGGGAGUUUGAGGACUACAUCAAAGACAAGUAUAUAACAGCCAAGGCAGACUUCAGAACCCUGCUGAAGGAGACAAAGUUCAUCACCUACAGGUCCAGGAAGUUGAUCCAGGAGUCUGACCAGCACCUGAGUGACGUUGAGAAGGUUCUCCAGAACGACAAGCGGUACCUGGUUCUGGACUGUGUUCCUGACGAACGCAGGAAGCUCAUCAUGUUCUACAUCGAGGACCUGGACCGCCGCGGCCCGCCCCCACCUCCAACCGCCUCCGAGCCAACCAGGCGCUCCACCAAGUGACCAAUCACAGAGCGGUUGACGCCUGCCCCCCCCCCCCCCCCCCCCCUCCAUACACACACACAUGCUGGCGUGAGCACCUGGAUGCCAGCUGACAGACUGGCCCCUGGGUUGAGCCCCCGUCUGUGUGCUUAUUCAGACAGCGGGGGUGCUCCGCGACCAGGCUCUGAACCUCCCGCCCCCCCACCCAGGGAGAGGGAGGGGCCUAGCGUUACUAUGGCAACAAGCCUGAAGAUGUAAGAUGAUGUAAAUUGAUUAUU